Molecule: messenger RNA, 1316 nt
Organism: Sinocyclocheilus grahami
Lineage: Eukaryota; Metazoa; Chordata; Actinopteri; Cypriniformes; Cyprinidae
Gene: hand2
Product: heart and neural crest derivatives expressed 2
Exons: 4
Coding region: 524-1150 (208 amino acids)
Biological process (GO): heart development; regulation of transcription by RNA polymerase II
Molecular function (GO): DNA-binding transcription factor activity, RNA polymerase II-specific; protein dimerization activity; RNA polymerase II transcription regulatory region sequence-specific DNA binding
Source: RefSeq, a predicted model, not a curated record
UUCAGACUUGUGCUCUGCUGACAUGGAGAUCAAACGGCGAAAUUCGCCUGCUUCCACAGAGUGAAUCAGGCUGCGAAUUGCGUGCAUAACAUCGACUGGGAUUGGAAAUUUUUCCAUCCAACGCUCCACCUCAUUGAUUCCAUAACGGGUUUGAAAUUCAGAAAAAAAGGUUCUGAACACCGCUAAAACAUUAAUAACUAUUAGCAAUGGGACUUUCUCAUGAUGGAUAUUUGCAGUGGUGAAUAUAAGUGUAAGUAAUGAUUUUUCACUAAUAACUCGAGUGCAGUUACAGCUGAAGCCUGUUUUGUUCGUCUGUUAAUGAUCUGCUAGAAAGUCCGCGGUAGCCUAUCCUUGUUCUGGACAAAUAAGCAGGACUGCAUUUUUUUGCUGCUAGAAAGCAACAAAUUAAUAUUUUUUAUGGGGAGACAACCAGUGUGUAAAUCGUCAAGUCAAAGUACGCACAAUCUGAGAGCCAAAGCGUACUCCGUCUGUGGUUCGCCUUAGGGUACACAAGUCUGUCGCCAUGAGUUUAGUUGGAGGGUUUCCCCACCACCCGGUGAUGCAUCAUGACGGCUAUUCCUUCGCUGCUGCAGCUGCUGCCAGUCGCUGUCAUGAAGAACCCCCCUACUUUCAUGGGUGGCUUAUCAGCCAUCCGGAGAUGUCUCCUCCAGACUACAGUAUGGCACCCUCCUACAGCCCCGAAUACUCGGCGGGAGCACCCGGGCUCGACCACUCGCACUACGGGGGAGUACCGGGGGCCGGCGCCGUUGGAAUGGGACCCCGACCAGUGAAACGUAGACCCACGGCAAACCGAAAGGAGAGGCGCAGGACUCAGAGUAUCAACAGCGCCUUUGCAGAACUCAGGGAAUGCAUUCCCAACGUGCCCGCGGAUACGAAGCUGUCCAAAAUCAAAACCCUUCGUUUGGCUACCAGUUACAUUGCUUACCUUAUGGACAUUCUGGACAAAGACGAACAGAACGGGGAAGCAGAGGCCUUCAAAGCGGAAUUCAAAAAGACAGACGCCAAAGAAGAAAGGCGAAAGAAAGAAAUGAACGACGUUUUGAAAAAUUCAGGGAGCAGUAAUGACAAGAAAACUAAAGGGAGAACUGGUUGGCCGCAGCAUGUGUGGGCAUUGGAACUGAAACAAUGAGACUAAUGCAAAAGACACAAAAUGAGGCCCUCUGAACUCAUUUUUAGUUGUUCUCUCACUUUAUUUAAUGGAAUAUUUAUGUGCAAUUUCCCGCUACGGACAGUGGAUAUUUGAGGAAAAACCAUUCCAUUUUAGAAGGAGGAUAGGCUACUCUCUUGGUAAGAGA